CCUCUCCCUUUCCCUCCCUCCUUGCCGGAACCGUCCUGGUGAGCUGCCGGGAUGACUCGAAACGGCUGGAACCGUCCGAUUCAGGACGGUUCCGCCGAUCCUGCUUCUGAUUUUGCAUAAUUCUAGGAUACCCGUAGAAUAAUCAUGAAUUUUGCUUAAUAUUUUUAUGGAGGGUGAACCUUGGGGAACGGUAAGCUUGCUCUAUUUUGACUUGGGCAUCCCAUACUUCGAACAUGGAAUAGCCUAAUCUCAUGAGGGCAAGCUUGGAUACAUUGAACCCUCUCCAGAACCUGCAGCAGGGGAGCCUCAUGCAUUAGGAUACUCUUUUUUUUUUGGUAUAUCAUUUUUUUGAUUUUAAAAAAAAUAUUGAUUUAAUUAUCCAAUUAUUACACAUAAAACUUGGCAUCAAUAGGGUUAUAUAGGGAUUAAAAGUUUCAAGGCACUACCAUGGUGAAUUGGGACACUCUCUGUUGUUUGUACAUCAUUUUGGAUUUCAAAAUAAAUAUUGAUUUAAUUCUCCAGUUAUAACACAUAAAACUUGGCAUCAAUAGGGUUAUAUAAGGAGCAAAAGGUUAAAGGCAUUACCAUGGUGAACUUGUGAAGCCAUAUCUUUGGGUAAAUCUAGAUACAACCUAUCAUAACCCUCUUUAAAAGUAAAGAAAUCAAAUAGAUUGAUAGAAAACUAUUAGAGAAAUAGAUCUUGUGCUAUUUCCAUUUUUGAAGAGGAAUAGUGCUAAUGUAGAAUUUACAUCAAGGUAUAAGAUGGCAUUGUUUAUUAUGAGGCAAUGCUUGUCUUUGUUAUUAUCUACAUGCUCCCACCACUAUCCAUGCCCAAGGGAUCAAGCAUACAUUUUGAUAUAAAUCUGUCCUUAUCUGCGAUCUCCGGCCACUGUGCAGCUCCAAGUGAUCAAGCAUAUUUUUGUAUACUUAAAAGAAACUUUUAGCCUUGUCAUACUCUAUAAGUUGGUUCAUAUAACCUCUUAAUUAUCUAUUAUGAUCUGGAUUGGGGUGGAUGUUGAAGCUUGGAUCUAGGAGAUUGCCAGACUCGAUGUAACUACUUGAGCCACUAGUAGAGGACUGCACUGGGUUUAGGAGUGAAAUCUACCAUAUUAGAAAGUUGAAUCGCAUGUUAAAUCUUUAGAGACCUUUACUUCCCUGUAUGAUAUCUGAAUGAGGUGCUCUUUUCUGAACUUGGAUGGUUUUUCGAGCUUUAUGAUAUGGUGCCACCUUAUGAGGGCUCACCACACUAAGUGAUUAGAUCCAAAUUUCAUUAUUUGGGCCUCGAAUUAAAGCAAAAAUUUGUUUUCAAAAAAGAUUUAUCUAGACAUAUCUCUUAAUUUGAGAAGAAUUAUGCAAAACAACUGAAGACAAAAUUGAUGUAGAAGUUGAGAUCUAUCUUUUAUAGCGUUUAAACUUUUCAUGAUUAUUUCUCUAGUCAUGUAUAUUUUAGGAAAAUUGUAUUUCUUUUUAACUAGAAGAGCAAUUCAACUUGUACUAUGUAAGGUAGACUUCACUAGUAUAAAUAGAGAUAUUGUUACUCAGUUUUAUUAUUUGAUUAAAAAAAAAAUCAUCUCAAUCGGGUAUUAUAUGACCAAGUUAUGGUCUUUAGAAGUUUGGCAUACGAUUCGGCUUUCUGAUGUGAUCAAUCUUGCUUGUGGACUCUAUCCAGGCCUACUUAGAGUGGUCAAAGUGCUCCAUAUAGAGUCGUGAUCUUUCUAUAUCAAUUGGUCAUGUAAGCUGCAACCUUAUCAACCGCAUUGUUUGAUUCUCGAUAGACAUGAGUCACCUCAAAAGAAUAAAGAGAAGCAAUCAUUCACCAACAGUGUUGUACCAGAGGGUGAGACGGAACAUCUGGGGUGGGAGGCUGAUAACCACCUAACAACUGUCAAAGAAUCCCUUCCGUCCAAGAUAAUCUGAGGGGCACUUGAAAUUUUAAUAGCAUGUCAAACCUUUCUGUGCUGCAUGAAGUUCAACUAUCAGAACCAUAGUAUCAAAGACCUUUAACUCCACCUGCAGCAAUGAAAAGACUUGUAGAGUUUUUGAUAAGAAAACCCGAGCCACCAUAAGCACCUCUAUUCUAGAUGCUGUUGUUGAAGUUGAUCUUAAGGAAAUAGAGGGGUGGUGGCUCCUAAGAGAAAUAAAUCUACUAUGGGUUCACAGAGCCUGCUGAAGAAGAGCUACGAACUUCCUCUGCUGUUAAAGAGCUAUCCAAAGCAAUUGUCUAAAUAAAUUCCUGAGCCUAGACAUAGGCUUUCAUGAUAACCAGUCUGGGACUUCGAACCACAUUUUGGAAAAUUUGUUCGUUUUUGGCCAACCAGAUAUGAUAAGAAAUAUAACACAUCAAGAUCUCAUGUCUGCUUUUCAUUAAAAAAAUAAAAAAUUCAACAUGUCGUAUCUGUCCACUCUACUAAUUAGUUAACAAUAUCAAAUUGAUACAUUGCCUCCCUAUCAGUUUACAGAGGAAUAUAAAAGCAAAACAAGAAUUUUGAUGGUGUCCUUAGAGGAAGAAAUUACGGAUCAACAAAAACCAAGUCAAAAGGUGUGGUUUAUGUAUGCUAUGAAUUAGAAACUUUGUUUCUAUUUUGGGCCCACCUACCACACAUGGCACACUUUGAGAUUCGGAAGUAGUCUAUGGGUUAUCAUGCUUAAUAUAUGAUUGUAGUUCUAAAUCCAGAAAAAUGUUAUGUACGGUAGGCGUGGACAUAAGCUACAUCUAAGUUAAAGAAGGCAAAACUAGAAAAUCUUGGAGGAUAAGAAUAAUGAUGAGCAGAUCAUAGACUUGUUGGGAUUGUUAUCAAUUACUCAUUAUUACCUUCUAGAAAAAUUUUUAGAAGAAUGUGACAGGUAGUGGGUUCUUCUCCAUGCCUCGACCAUGUGGAUUUGAUAUUUGUCAUGUGAUCUACAAGCUGAACUACAACAUCUCAAAUGUAUUGUUGCAGAGUGCCAAGAAUUGCACACUUGAGUUGUUGCUCUUCAUCAGACCGAAAUUCUUGAUCAAUGGAGGAACAAUAUUGCCAUUUUUUUUCAAAAAGAUACCAAAGUGGAUGAUUGACUCAUUCCAUACUAGAAAUAAUCGUAGGAGAUCCUUUGUAGAGUUGCCUUCUUCAAUCAUUCCACACUGCAAAGUAAACAUGCCAUCUCUCUAGGAUCUUUUGAAUUUCAUUGAUACCAAUGCCUUCAAUAUUGUUGUUAGCAAUAGUUCCUUACAGCAGUAACUCCUUUUUGGUGACUUUUGGAUUACAUUGCAUAAUUUCCCGCCUUAAAAUUUUUUCCUUUCUCUUUUUAAGUUUUGAUUAUGUCCUUUGCUUACCUUCCUUUUGUUAUAUUAAUCCCCAAAUCUGCCCUAUCCUUUUGCGCAUUUCCUAUCAUCACCACCACUACGUCCGUAUGUGCAGAAUCUAGGACUUUCAUGCCAUAGAUUGUUAGCAGAUGCCAAACUGAUAAAGCCUGCCUAUUCACUGGUAUCAGUAUAUGUUGACAUCUAUAUUCGGAAGCAUCCCAUAUUAUAUACUUCAUUGAUGUUAAAGGGAGGUACCACAACUUCAAUGGUACAUAAUACAUUUUGCAUGCCUUUUAUUAGAUAAACAUCAUCUAUGGUGACUUUUUUGGGCUGCUUUAUAUCUUAUUUGUUUGGCAUUUACAAAAAGUUCAUGCACUAAUCAACUAUAUACUAUAACAUUAUUGACAUGAAUUUCUUCCAUCAUUUGUCCCAUAGUUUUAUGUUUCUACUAUGUAUCUUCAUUACAACAUUGUGUUCUAAUUCCACCUAGAGGAAGCUAAUGCCUCUGCUGUGAAUUCCAGCUGCAGUCUUGUUAUGCAUGGCAAAUUCUUUUGUCACCGCAAUGUAUUACAACAUAAGUAGCGCAUCCACGUUUUUAUCAUUGGCAAUAACUGUGAGGAACCGUGCGGGUGUGUGUUUAGUCCCACAUCGGUUAUUUGCUGAGUAGAUCUUGGGUAGUUAUACAAGAUCAACGAAUCCAAAUAAUAUUGCCCCUGUGGACUAGAGGACACUACAGCACAGGCUCAUUGAGGCUGACCAAGUGCCAAUUGUGGUGCUUAUGAUUAGGUAUGAAUGGAUUUGGACCUUUAGCCUGACGAAGAUAUCAGGGUUUAAAUGGAGAGAGUAUGUGAGGAUCCGAUUAUUCACUGGGUAGAUUUUGGGCACUUAUACAAAUCAAACUGGAAUGUUACAAUAACUUAAUGUAUAACAUUUUUAAUAUACAGGGAGCUUGUUUUAUUCUUUUGAUUUUUUUUGUUAUUUGGUCUUAACUUAAUUUAUGACAUUUUUAAUAAAUGGAAAGCUUGUCGGUGCAUUGUUUGAAAAUUUACUUUUUAUAAAUUUUAUAAUCUAAGAGAACAUUGCUUUCUUAUGUCUAAUUAUGAAUUUAUCUGCAGUUUUCAGAAAGAAAAUUAUCAAGGUAUUGGUAUAUCUACAUAACUAAAAUGUAUAUUUCUUUUUGCAGCUUCUUACACAUCACCAGCAGCAAAGAAGAAGAAAAGACCAUGGGAGUAAGUGAAGACCGAAUCAGUAGCUUGCCAGAUACUCUGUUGCACAACAUUCUCUCUAGAAUGCCCACAAAAAUGGCUGUGAGAACCAGUGCCCUGGCACGAAGAUGGAGGCACCUCUGGAAAGCAGUGCCUGUUCUUGAUCUUGAUGAAGGCAUCUGGGAAUAUUUGAAAAGAAAAAAAUAUCCAAAUGGAGAAGAUCGUGUUGACUUGAUGACAAGAGACUACGUCAGAUUUGUGGACCAGUUCCUGCGACAGCAUAAUGGUCCUGUUAUAAGGACAUUAAAGAUCCGUGUGGCUGUGGAUGGGCGUCGAUCUUUGGUAAAAAGGUGGAUAAGAACCGCAUUGGAGAAACAAGUCGAGGAGCUCCACUUUGGAUUUCAAGGAGAAGAACGUUUCGAGCUCCCAAGCUAUAUGUUAAAUUCAAGAUCCAUGACCUCACUUCGCCUGUCUUUCUGCUGGAUGAGAAAUUCUCUUAGUUUCAGACGUUUGCCUAACCUGAGGAUACUUUAUCUUAAGUGGGUCGCAAUAGGAGAUGCACAGUUUCCGAAGAUACUUAGAGAAUGCCGGCACCUUGAGAGCAUGCAUUUGGAUGGAUGUCUUCUUAUAGAUAACAUCAAGAUCAUCACUCUGAAUCCAGCUUUUAAAAAUUUUACAGCAUCUAAAUGUGAUAUUCUGUCCUGUAUUGAGAUAGAUGCCCCACAUCUAAGAAGCUUUCACUACACAGGGCAUCAGAUAAAUUUUUACAUGAAGGAUAUUACCAUGCUUCGAGAUGCUUUUAUCGACAUAACUGGAAAAUAUAAAACUGAAAGAACAAGGACAAUACUGCUCUCACCAUCAAAUGUGGAAGUGUUGACCAUGCAAGCACAACUAUUGGAGGGCCUCCUAAGGGAAAAAUGUAAGAGUGAAAAUGAGCUGGAUACAGUUUGGUUUCCAAAUUUAAAGGAGAUCCAGCUGCAAAUGGGUUAUGUGUGCCCGGAAAAUAUUGUUGCUCUGAGUUGGCUGAUGAGCAUCAGCCCUUCUGUUGAGAGAAUUUUUGUCACUUGUCAUCCUGAGACGCGUCUUGCUGCUGCUUCAAAACGCCCACCAAUUCUUAAAUUGUUUGAUAUUGCAUCGAUGCAUCCUGUAUUCCUUAGAAUUGCUGGAUUUACCGGUUUGCCUUAUGAGAAAUUAUUGUUAAGAUACUUCUUGACAAAAGCAGAGGCUCCUGUGACGUUGUUCCCAGUGGCACCACAUGGAUUUUGGUUGGAUCAGAGCAUCGAGGAAAUUAUAGAGGUGGAUACAAAAUGCAGAGGCCAAAGCAGGUAUCUCAUUCAACUUUUGAAGCAGCUACCAAUGACUUGUGGCAAACCAAAGCUGGAAACACCGCAAGAUAAUGAAGGUAUAGAAAAUAUAUUGCCUAUGCACAGAGAUUUUUAGAUGGCUGUCAUGUUGCUUCAGAAUGUUUCGACUCCAGUAUGUGGUCGACGACUUAUGUCUGUUCAGAACUUCUGUUGGAAGAUAUCUUGUUUGUUUAGUCCUUGGGGAACUAUGGCAAACUAUGGUUAUGUAAUUACUGUCUGGAUCUUUUUUCCUUGUUUUGGUGAGAGAAACCGUCUGGAAUGUUUUAGAUUUGUACUGUUUGUUAAACUUCUCUUUCUGUUGGUUUGAUUAGAUUAUGUCAUCCCUGUUUGAUGGAGAAAGCUCACUGGCAUU
Molecule: messenger RNA, 6201 nt
Organism: Phoenix dactylifera (date palm)
Lineage: Eukaryota; Viridiplantae; Streptophyta; Magnoliopsida; Arecales; Arecaceae
Product: F-box protein At5g03100-like
Molecular function (GO): protein binding
Source: RefSeq, a predicted model, not a curated record